Messenger RNA from Talaromyces atroroseus, 231 nucleotides. RefSeq lists its product as hypothetical. The record is from RefSeq and is a predicted model, not a curated record. Lineage: Eukaryota; Fungi; Ascomycota; Eurotiomycetes; Eurotiales; Trichocomaceae. Bases 1 to 231 code for a protein of 76 amino acids. The transcript has a single exon.
AUGUCUUUACCACAUCAAUAUGGCCCAGGGCGGCCGCAGCUAGAAGUGGAUACCGAUGAGCCGUCGAGCCCAAAAGAUCCCUUUUUCAUCAUGCUCCGACAAUUUGUUCCGGCGACUCCAGAAACGGAAAAUGACCACAACUGGUCUAAAUGCCCUUUAAACGCAGCCAGUGAGACUCCUGCUUCGAAAAACAUUGAGAUUGCAUUUGCAUUUCCGUUUACGGCUGCAUGA